AUGGGUAAGAAUAAAAAGAAGCUGAAUAAUCAGUCCAAGACUCCAAAAGAUAGUGGGAACGAGACGACCGAAUCACAAGCAACUGAAUCCAUUGAUACUAAGGAAGUGUCAGAAACUGUGUCUGUAGAGGAUAAGAAAGAAGAAGGGGAAUUCACAGAAGAAAGUAAAGAAACUCUGAAUGGUGGUGUAUCAGAGAAUUCAUCGGCUUCAACUGACACAGCUGAAUUACUUGAAAAAUUAAAACAAACCGAACUUGAACGAGAUGAAAUUCAACAAUCCUAUGAUAACUUGGUUAGUAAAAUAUCGUCUAUGAAAACAAUAUUCACUAAAUUGAAACAAUCAGAAUCUGAAUUGGAAGAAAAAUCUGAAUUAGUUGAUCAAUUAACUGCAGAAAAUGAAAGUUUAAAACAGAAAUUGAAAGAAUCUUCAUCGAAUAAAGUUGAUAUUGAGACCAUUAAUAAGUUAAAAGAGCAAAAUAUUGAUUUGAAUAAUGAAUGUGAAAAAUUGAGUGAUUCUUUAACCAAAUCUAGGCGAGAGUAUACAUCUACUAUUCAAGAACUACAAGAUGAAAAAUACGAGUUAGAAAAUCAAAAUUCUAAAAUAUCAAAAAAACUACAUGAAUUAAAGCUGGAAAUUAAUGAGUUGAAUCUUGCUCAAGAUGAAAUGAAUAUGGAACAAAAAAGUUAUAUAUCUACAAUUGACGAAUUAAAGGAAAAACUAGUAGCAAAAGACAACGAGAUAUCUGAAUCUUACAAAACAAUAGAAGAAUUAAAGACACUAGUAUCUACGAAUCAAACCAACACCGAAAAGGAAGUCUCCUCAUUGAACGAUAAAAUAACUCAAUUGGAAGAAACUAUAAUGACUCAUGAAUCUAAAAACAAAUCUUUAGUUGAAGAGCUCAACACUAGUCGUGAUGAAUUGACUAAAUUGAAUGAAGAAAUCAAGAAAAUAGAUGAAUUAAAAACUGAAGUUCAUAACAAGCAAUUACAAAUUGGUAAGUUACGUCAUGAAGCAAUCAUAUUAAAUGAGCAUUUAACCAAAGCAUUGACCAUGUUGAAACAAGGUGGUGAAAAUGGAUCUAAUAAAACAAUUGACAAGGAAUUAAUAUCAAAUAUAAUUAUAAGUUUCCUACAAUUUCCAAGAGGUGAUACUAAGAAAUUUGAAGCAUUAAAUUUAAUCAGCGCAUUAUUGGAAUGGGAUGAACUGCAAAAGAUUUCUGCUGGAUUAACUCAUUUGCCAAAUCUUAAAAAUCAACAGACUAAAUUAGAUAAAGAUGGUAAUGAAGUCCCUGUUAGACAAAGUUUUGUAUCUUUAUGGACAGAAUUUUUAGAAAAAGAAUCAACUGGGAAAUAA
This is a messenger RNA of Candida tropicalis MYA-3404, 1353 nucleotides long. RefSeq lists its product as uncharacterized. Gene Ontology annotation, biological process: endoplasmic reticulum to Golgi vesicle-mediated transport; Golgi organization. The transcript has a single exon. Gene Ontology annotation, cellular component: Golgi apparatus. NCBI's taxonomy places the organism in Eukaryota, Fungi, Ascomycota, Pichiomycetes, Serinales, Debaryomycetaceae. Gene Ontology annotation, molecular function: small GTPase binding. Bases 1 to 1353 code for a protein of 450 amino acids. The record is from RefSeq and is a predicted model, not a curated record.